Molecule: messenger RNA, 1989 nt
Organism: Aaosphaeria arxii CBS 175.79
Lineage: Eukaryota; Fungi; Ascomycota; Dothideomycetes; Pleosporales
Exons: 3
Coding region: 44-1690 (548 amino acids)
Source: RefSeq, a predicted model, not a curated record
CAUUGCUGGGGUUGCUACUGCCGCUAUCAAAAUCUCUGUGACGAUGAAUGACAUCGCCGACGAACUAGGCUCAGCUGGUCGUGACGUGCGGUAUAUCAGCAACGAGAUGGCUUCUUUCUCACAGGUCCUUCGAUUGGUGCAUUCGAGCUUGGAAGACUCCACCAAACUCGUCGGAUCCUCCAUCAUCCAAAGUGCCGUCGACACGCUUCCGCAACUGGUCGAGCAAUGUGGCAUGGUGCACGAAGAAGCAAAUGGCCUCAUGCUCUCGCUGAAGCCGCAGUCGGGGAAGGAUUCAUCCCUCCCAUUUAUCAAACGAGUUCGGUUCCUUUUCCAGAAGAGUAGAAUGACCGUUUUACGGAGCUUAUUAGACUCCUCUAAGAGCACUUUAAAUUUACUUCUGGUGACAUUGAACAUUGAAAUGGCAAAGAUGAAGAAUCCAAACAAGGCACUAAUGGAUCAGCUCCAAUCAGAACGAAGGGCGUUCAUCAAGGUAGUCGCGUCACAAACUAAAGCAUUAGAUGAAGCAUUGAAGGAGGUGGAGAAAGCAAAGAAAGAGACAGCAAAAUUGAAGGUAAAAGCCGACAAGGAGAAGCAGAAGCAGGAUGAACUCGCUAGAAAAGCGAGCGUCAAGAACGGUCCCAUCGCCGAAGAUGCCUCUCAUCUGAGUCCGCCUCCGAUAUAUUCUCUUCCCGCACCUUCAGUGACACAAUUCGUAUAUACGCCCCCAGAGAUUACGAUGGCUCCCCAAACGGCGGUCAUGACUCUGGCCUUGAGCCUGGAGGCACCCAAACCAGCAGAAAGUCCUUCUGACCAAACCAAACAAACGCCAGCAUCAACAGGAGAUGCAUCCUCGCCACCUCCAGAUUACUUUGAUUUCAAUGCGCCUCCAAGCUUUGGGAUGCCACCACCUCCGUACAUCAACAUGCAACCACCUUCCAACCCUCCUAAUAAGCCAGAGCCCAACAAACGAGUGUUCUCCGAUCCUGGACCCGGGGUGCAGAACCAAUUUUCAAACGGGAACCUUCGUCCUGACAACCCCAUCCGGGAACGCUCUCGAUCACCAUAUGGAUCCUCGCGGAAACCACAAGAAGAUCCGCUCAACGUGCCACGCAAACGACCAUCUCAAAAUUUCCAACCUGAGCCGCCCCCCUUACCACGACGCCCAGUGCCGCCAUCUCCUUCAACUCCACCACAAAAUGGAACCUCACCCAACACCAAGCCUCAGACCUACAAAGCAUACCGUCCUCCACCGCCACCACCCCCGCCAGAACCCCCUAAACCAUACCAAUCAUCCACACCGAGGAAUGAUAUCCCACCGCCGCCCUGCCCACUACACGGGAAGAAAUACAUAUCUCUCCAAGCCUACUCACCCCACGACCCAGGCCACCUGUCUCUCCCCAUCUUCUCGACUCUAGUCGACGUCGUUUCCAACACCCCGUCCUCCUCCUCCUUCUCCAGUGACCUCCCCUACCCUACCGCAUUCGACUCUUCAUCAUCAGUUACGAAACAUUAUUGGCAGGCGUCGUUGGGGAAUAGGAGGGGACCUAGGGGAUUGCUGCCCUGUGAUAUCGUGUGCGAGAUUGAUGAUCAGAGGGUGGGGAGUACGCUGAGGGAGAAUUGGUUUGCGGGGCAGACGCAGCUGGUGGCGGAUGGGGAGGGUAGGGUUUGGGUUGGUCCGGUUGGGGUGUAGGGGUUCUAUUCGCCUUUUGUCUAAUGGAGACGGUGAUUCGUGUAGUGGUAUGGAGUGAGGGCGGAUGAGAUUGAGGGAAUUUCUUUCCUCACUGUAGGUGUCUAGUGGUAAUGAUGUUGGUUGAUAUUUUGGAUAAAUUUCUUGCACCUUCAUGCGUUGAAGCUUCAUGAUAGGGUCGUAUAAUCUACAGCAACAUAUUUUUCAGUACGAGUGAGUGGGAGUUUUGACUUGACGAAGAAUCAUCACUUCCUAAAACUAUGGUCUUCAAGAGAGAUAAUAUAUACCAAUUUAUAUGGAAA